Messenger RNA from Haemorhous mexicanus (house finch), 2558 nucleotides. RefSeq names its product G protein regulated inducer of neurite outgrowth 1 (gene GPRIN1). The coding region runs from base 219 to 1610 and encodes 463 amino acids. The transcript is spliced from 3 exons. Gene Ontology annotation, cellular component: plasma membrane. Gene Ontology annotation, biological process: neuron projection development. The record is from RefSeq and is a predicted model, not a curated record. NCBI's taxonomy places the organism in Eukaryota, Metazoa, Chordata, Aves, Passeriformes, Fringillidae.
CCGCCGCCGCGCCGAGCCGAGCCGAGCGGGACGGGGCCGGACGGGACGGGACAGGACGGGACCGGGCGGGAGGAUCCGCCCCAGGAGUGCCUGCACCGCGUCUCCCGCUCCACCAGCCCCAGCAGCGCCUGGAUCCCGCUCCCGGUCCUGCUGCACUGGGAGAAGGCUGACUUUUACGACCCGUGGCGGGAGUAGCAUGGGAGAAGCCUUCCCUGGGCAUGGGCAGCGCUAAGGAGCCCGAGGGGCUGCAGGUGCUGAGCUGCCAGGCUGGGGCUGAGGACGCCUGCGAGCCCAGUGCCAGCUCCCCUGGCUGCCCCGUGGCAGGCGAGUGCCUGCCCGGCUCUGGCUGUGCUGCGGGAGCCCGUGCCAUGAGGACCUGCUGUGUGGCUGAGGCAGAGUCUCAGGGCACCAAGGCCAACUCAGUGGCAGAGAAGAAGGUGCCAUCACCAGCAGGACCAGCUCCUGGCACACUUCUCCAGGACACCAGCACAGAGCAGAGUGUGGCAGCAGCAAAAGGGAGCUGCGGAGGACCAAGUGGUGCUGCCUCUGCCUGUGGUCCCACAGGAAUGGGGGUCCCCAACACCCAGAAGGAGGAUGCAGCAGCCCCCACUUCCCCUGUUUCUGAUCCCUGCCUCCAGGCAACCAGCAAGGACAUGGGGAACAUGCCAGCUCUUGCCAAACAUGUGGCAUUCAUGGAGUCCUCUGCAAGCACUGGGACAGCUGAACUUCCAAGCCAGGAGCAACCCCAGGACAGCAAAGGGACAUCCCUGGGUGCUGCUCCCCAGACAAAGAGCAGUGAGGCUCCCAAGCACCCCCAGGGAUGCAAAGCAGACUCCCCCAGCACCAGCACUGUGGGGAUUGGGGGUCAAAGUGAGGCAGGACCAAGCUCCACUGCUCUGGGCCAGGGCAAAGCUGAGGGGAGCUCAGUCCGGGAUGUGGGUGCUGGGAGCAGCCAGCAGCCCCAAACAGCCAAGCAGCUCUGUGAAUCCUACUCCUUUGAAGUGACCCCACCCCAGGACACUGGGACACAAGACAUGGGGACGCAAGUGGACAACCGUGUGUCCUUGGUGUCGGUGGCCUUAAGCCCCAUGAGUCCCCCAUGUGGGGCUGCUGCCUUCACCUUCCCCAAGAGAGAGGCAGCCUCUGCAACCCCACGCCUCGAGCCCUCCAAGAAGGAUGCGGAGAUGCAGGUGUCCAUGCCUGUGGAGACCCGCUCAGUGGCCACGGGGCCGAUGACGCCGGUGGCCAAGUCCCCGCAGACCUCGUACCCUGAGGUGCAGGUGAAGGGGACGGUGCCGGAGGUGGUGGAGGAGGAGCCUCCGGAGCCCAUCCGGGAGGUGAGCUGGGAUGAGAAGGGGAUGACGUGGGAGGUAUAUGGGGCCUCCAUGGAGGUGGAGGUCCUGGGUAUGGCCAUCCAAAAGCACCUGGAGAAGCAGAUUGAGGAACACGGGCGGCAGGGGGUGGUGACCCCGCAAGCCACCCGCACUGGCUCCGUCAAGGGCGGGCCCCGCAAGGGCGAGGCCAAGAGGCAGCCCAGUGUCUUUCGGGCUCUGCUGCAGAGUGUCCGGCGGCCCCGGUGCUGCUCCCGUGCCGGCCCUGCCAUGGAGUGAGCUGCUGCCUAUGCUGGCAGGGUGGGGGUGCCUCGGGGCUUCUCCGCAGAAAGUGGGGAUGGGUCACUGCCCUGGCAUCCUGAGACACCCGGUGCCAGUGUGCAGGGCUGUGGUGGUGAUGGAGCACUGCACACUGGGACAAGGUAUCUCCUUUGCUGGGGUCCUCCCUGUCAGCCUGGGGUUCCCCCAUGAGUGUAGCCCCAUGGAGGUGCCCUGGGACAUGAGACUGGUGCCCUGUCUUUGUGCUUGGUGGCUUUUUUCAGCACGAGGAAGCACGUGGCUCCUUCCAGAUGAAGGCAGCUGCUCCUGUGUGUCUCCUGCCCGUGGCACGGGUCUGAAGAUGGCUCAGUGUGCGUGCUGCUGGCUGCCCUGAGCUCUGGCACCCCGAGCAGCAGCAUCACUUCCCAUGCUGGCGAGACACUGGUGCGUCGCCCUGCCAUUGCUUUGCCUGUCCAGGGCUUGGCCGCACUCCAGCAAGCCCGUGGCUGUGCAUCAGUGGGUCCCCACAGCCACCCAUGGCAAGCACCAAUCCCCCAACUUCCCUGUUCUCUCUGCUCCACUGCCAUGUUGUGGGUGCCCUGGAGCUGGGAGGAUGUGGCUACACAGAGCACCUGGACAGAUCUCAAAUGAGAGAGAGACAGGGGCCAACCAUGUGUGUGAUGGAGAGCUGCUCAUCCCUAUCACCAUGGCUGGAGGUGCUUGGGGAGUCUGUCCCCAUGGCCCCCAGCUCCACCUGCCUGGAAGCAGCACAUCCUUGCCACGGCUGGUGGUGGACAUGAGGCCUGCCCUGCUUCCGGGCCUGUCCAGCUGCCCCAGUGGUGCUGGGAAGGCCCCAUGUGCUGGGGACGUGGGCAUGUGUCCUGCUGGGCUUGCUGGCUUCUCCUCUCCGAUGGCAGCUGGGGACACGACGACUGCAAAACGCUGCCACUUUUUACAGCCGGGGUUUUA